Bipolaris sorokiniana ND90Pr is the source of this 2253-nucleotide messenger RNA. RefSeq lists its product as uncharacterized. Lineage: Eukaryota; Fungi; Ascomycota; Dothideomycetes; Pleosporales; Pleosporaceae. Bases 371 to 1858 code for a protein of 495 amino acids. The record is from RefSeq and is a predicted model, not a curated record. The transcript has 3 exons.
CUCUCUCAAAUGCGACCCCUCGCGCCUUUUGCAUGAACGUGUCUCGUCUUGAGAGUUCGCCCAGACUUUCCUUGCUACUCUGCUGACCUACGCUCCUUUCCUUUCUGACCUUUGUUCCGCUGGCGGGCUUGUUGUUAAUUACCUACCUACUCAUAUUCCUUCCUUCACUCAAACACCAUCCUUACCAAAAUUUAAACCCCGACUACGCUGGUCGCAGUCCUCCAGGCCUUAGGACUUGAGCCCAUCUUCGAUCGCGAAGGCUUUUCAUAUCGCUGGUCGAUUGCGCGGAUUAUGUCUGGUGGAGGAAUCGAGCGGCAGGAAGACUGAGAGGGGCUCUCCCUAUCCAAAAGGCUAUCACAUUUCGGACACAAUGCCUGCUACGCGGCUCCUUGGAGUUUACAACAGAGUUGGUUAUGUGGUUGUCGACAAGGAUGGAGUCAAGCACAAGAGAAAGCUGCAAUCGGAAGAGCCAAUGGCCACUAUAAACCGCAUACUUAGACGAUCUCGUUCGCGCCGACAGCAACCACAACCACCAAACCCAAAUGACACGGAUUCCGACAGCGAGGACGAUGAAUACGAGUACUCGGCGCCGACGUCAACGUCAACUCCUUCGAUCGGAUCGUCGUCAGGAUCUGCAGCUCUCGUAAACCCAUCGACCACCACCACACAGUCUAUCCCACAGUCUACUCCAGCUGCUCUCGCUGCUAGCGAGCCGUCCGAGUCAAUGGCAAUGUCACCAUCGCCUCUCGCUGAGCAGGGAUCCGGCGAUACUAGCCCCAUCUCGCAAACAACUGAGCACUUGCUCAUUGCGGCUGGUUCCAUUGGUGCAACAAUCAUCAUUGUCAUGGUAGUGCUUGCAAUUUACACUAUGCGAAAACGUGGUCUCUCCAUGAGGGAUGUUGUCCAGCAGGGCAAACAGCAAUUCCACAGUGGCCCACCGCCACAACUGUCCUCUCGAUACGGACAAGACAAGAAAUAUGCCUUUGACGAUGAACGUGGUUAUGGAAUGAAUGAUACAAUCGACCCCCCUCGACCAGCUGCAAUCCCAGUAAGGUCUAGCUCGACGUCAUCACAGAAGCGCCUGCAACCGCUUGGACGCAGCGACAGUUUCAGUCAACCCACUACUAGAGACGGCAACCAAAGCUUCUUUGACGAUGCUCUCUCGCGGGAUGACAAUCAAACGCCAGUCUCGCCCAGCUUUCCAAUUGAAGGUAAACGGCGGAGCGCAUCAACCCGUAACACCAGAUCACUGGACAACGACGAGGACUUGCAAUUUGCCGAGACUCCAUCGCGCCCACCAAGCAACCUCCCAGCUCCUCCAUCGUUCCGUCAGUUCCUCUCCAACCGCCCAUCCAUCUCUCAACGACCUGGGUUUGGAGGUGCAGGAGGCAUGGCAAGCAGGUUCAGCUGGACAAACUCGCAGGCUCCUCAAACACCCCAUGACCCGUCCCGCGAUACUGUUGCACAGUCAGUUGCCCGUGAGAGUUUUAUGACAUCGCGCUCUUCUGUCCCUCGCUUCCGCACUGUCGACUCUUGGGUUAACCAGCAAUCUAAUCGCGUGGAAGAGCAACGCCUCAAGCAGCAAUUCCGCAUGACGCAAUCUACUACCUAUUCCGAUGAUGACAUUCCUGAAAUGCCAGCCCUACCAUCCUCUGUUCCCAAGAACGCAAAUGGUAUCACCAGGCAGCCCAGCACCAAGAGUGGACUUGUAGGAAGGGAUAUCAAGCAUCAGAGACACGACACGCAGACGACGGCACCAAUCUUCAAAGCGCACCCGGGAACUGAAGUACGAUUCAGCACACGAAGCGCAGUGCCUUCAGAGAUUCUAGAUAGGGGCCGCCAGAACGCCGCACUGUAAAGCCCGACAAGAUGUUUUUUUACAGACCACCUAACUACCUGUUACUUUGACAUAAACACCCACUAUUUUUUGCAUUCAUCCUUGGAUUAGCGUCACUUCUGUUGCAUCUUCAUUGCGCGGUUAUGGGAACUGGCGAAAACAGCAUUGGGCUUGGGAACGACUGGAAUCAAGCGGAUUGAAUAAUACCCACACAACACUCACGCAGAUACACACACAUACUGAUUCUGGAGCUUUUCGUUUGCAUUUUCGAGCUCACUCUAUUUCUCCCACAAAGGACAUGCGAAGUUAUACCCUAGCUCGACCUUUUGUGUAGCUAAAGCUUUUUCAUUAUAGUUUUUUUGGUCUCUUUCUACUUUGUCUUUUUGUACAUUGCAAACUUAUAUUCAACAUCCAUU